Molecule: messenger RNA, 633 nt
Organism: Solanum lycopersicum (tomato)
Lineage: Eukaryota; Viridiplantae; Streptophyta; Magnoliopsida; Solanales; Solanaceae
Gene: PR1a2
Product: pathogenesis-related protein
Cellular component (GO): extracellular region
Source: RefSeq, marked validated
UUAUUUUCUCUCAAAGCAAAAAUGGGGUUGUUUAACAUGUCAUUGUUACUUAUGACUUGUCUCAUGGUAUUAGCCAUAUUUCACUCUUGUGAUGCUCAAAAUUCACCCCAAGACUAUCUUGAGGUUCACAACGACGCCCGUGCCCAAGUCGGAGUCGGGCCAAUGUCUUGGGAUGCCGACUUGGAAUCCCGAGCACAAAGCUAUGCCAACUCAAGAGCGGGUGAUUGUAACUUGAUUCAUUCUGGUUCAGGGGAGAAUCUUGCCAAGGGUGGUGGUGACUUCACGGGGAGGGCCGCUGUGGAAUUGUGGGUGUCGGAAAAGCCAAACUACAACUACGAUACGAAUGAAUGUGUUAGCGGAAAAAUGUGCGGACAUUAUACUCAAGUAGUCUGGCGUGACUCAGUUCGACUAGGUUGUGGUCGGGCUCUUUGCAACGACGGGUGGUGGUUUAUUUCUUGCAACUAUGAUCCUGUAGGCAAUUGGGUCGGACAACGUCCUUACUAAAAUGUUUUUUUUUUUGUAUGAUGUGUAAGGGAUCAAAUAAUUAUUAUUAUUUCCCUUUGAUGUUUGCUAGUAUGAAUAAUUCCACAUACCAUAUGUUCAUGGUAUAGUGGGCUUAAGUUGAUAAUAAAU